Molecule: messenger RNA, 3376 nt
Organism: Panicum virgatum (switchgrass)
Lineage: Eukaryota; Viridiplantae; Streptophyta; Magnoliopsida; Poales; Poaceae
Product: probable alpha,alpha-trehalose-phosphate synthase [UDP-forming] 7
Exons: 3
Coding region: 1-2715 (904 amino acids)
Biological process (GO): trehalose biosynthetic process
Cellular component (GO): cytosol
Molecular function (GO): catalytic activity
Source: RefSeq, a predicted model, not a curated record
AUGAUGUCGAGGUCGUACACCAACCUCCUCGACCUCGCCGCGGGGAACUUCGCGGCGCUGGGCCCGUCCGGCGGCGGGAGGCGGCGGUCGGGGUCGUUCGGGAUGAAGCGGAUGCCCCGGGUCAUGACGGUGCCCGGGCCGCUGUCCGACCUGGACGACGACGACGACGAGCAGGCGGCGACCAGCAGCGUCGCCUCCGACGUGCCCUCGUCGGCCGUCGGGGAGCGCCUCAUCGUGGUGGCCAACCAGCUCCCCGUCGUCGCGCGCCGCCGCGCCGACGGCCGCGGCUGGGUCUUCUCCUGGGACGAGGACUCGCUCCUCCUCAGGCUCCGCGACGGCGUCCCCGACGAGAUGGAGGUGUUCUUCGUCGGCUCGCUCCGCGCCGACGUGCCGCCUGCCGAGCAGGACGAGGUCUCGCAGACCCUCAUCGACGGCUUCCGCUGCGCCCCCGUGUUCCUGUCGCCCGAACUCAACGAGCGGUUCUACCACCACUUCUGCAAGGGGUACCUCUGGCCGCUGUUCCACUACAUGCUCCCCUUCGCCGCCCAGUUGUCCCCGGCGACGGAGGCGGCCCCAUCCAGCGAUGGGGGCAGGUUUGACCGCAGCGCCUGGGAGGCGUAUGUGCUCGCGAACAAGCACUUCUACGAGAAGGUGGUCGAGGUCAUCAACCCGGAGGACGACUACAUCUGGGUCCACGAUUACCAUCUCAUGGCGCUGCCCACCUUCCUCCGGCGCCGAUUUAACCGCCUCAGGAUCGGCUUCUUCCUGCACAGCCCAUUUCCCUCAUCGGAGAUCUACCGCACCCUCCCUGUCAGAGAGGAGGUUCUAAGGACAUUGCUCAAUUGUGAUCUCAUCGGGUUUCACACCUUUGAUUAUGCCAGGCACUUCCUUUCUUGCUGCAGUAGGAUGCUUGGUCUUGAGUACCAGUCAAAGCGAGGAUACAUUGGAUUGGAGUAUUUUGGCCGCACUGUUGGGAUCAAGAUCAUGCCUAUGGGAAUCCACAUGGGCCAGUUGCAGUCAGUGCUGCGAUUACCUGAGCAGGAGCAGAAGGUUGCUGAGCUGCGGCAGCGAUUCGAGGGGAAAUCUGUGUUGCUUGGUGUAGAUGAUACAGAUAUCUUUAAAGGGAUCAAUUUGAAGCUUCUUGCAUUUGAGACUAUGCUGAGGAUGCAUCCCAAGUGGCAGGGGAGGGCUGUGCUGGUGCAGAUAGCAAACCCUCCUCGUGGGAAGGGUAAGGAACUGGAGACCAUCCAGGCUGAGAUUAGGGUGACUUGUGAGAGGAUCAAUAGGGAUUUUGGCCAGACCGGAUACAGCCCUGUUGUCUUUAUUGAUCGGAACGUGCCAAGUGCAGAGAGGCUUGCAUAUUACACAAUAGCCGAGUGUGUGGUAGUUACGGCGGUGAGGGAUGGAAUGAACUUGACUCCUUACGAGUACAUUGUCUGCCGGCAGGGGAUACCUGGCUCAGAGUCUGCACCAGAGGUGAGUGGACCAAAGAAGAGCAUGCUUGUUGUGUCGGAGUUCAUUGGGUGCUCGCCUUCGUUGAGUGGCGCUAUUCGUAUUAACCCAUGGAAUAUAGAAACAACUGCUGAGGCAUUGAAUGAGGCCAUCUCGGUGUCAGAACAAGAAAAGCAGCUGAGGCACGGAAAACAUUACCGCUAUGUCAGCACCCAUGAUGUUUCAUAUUGGUCAAGAAGCUUUGUCCAGGAUCUGGAGAGGGCCUGCAAGGACCACUUUCGGAAGCCAUGCUGGGGCAUUGGAUUGGGGUUUGGAUUUAGGGUGGUGGCCCUAGAUCCACAUUUCUCAAAGCUUAACUUGGAUACAAUCGUCAUGUCUUAUGAGAAAGCAAAGAGUAGGGCUAUAUUGCUUGAUUAUGAUGGUACAUUGGUACCACAGGCUUCAAUCAACAAGGAACCAAGUGCAGAAAUAGUGAGCAUCAUCAAUACCCUAUGUUCAGAUAGCAAUAACAUUGUUUCCAUUGUCAGUGGGAGAAGUAGGGAUAGCUUGGGACCAAUGUUUGCUUCAUGCCCAAAGCUAGGACUUGCAGCAGAACACGGUUACUUCUUAAGGUGGACAAGAGAUGAAGAGUGGCAAACAAUCACACGUACCUCAGAUUUUGGAUGGAUGCAAAUGGCUGAGCCGGUGAUGAACCUUUAUACGGAAGCAACAGAUGGGUCCUACAUUGAGACCAAAGAAACUGCAUUGGUGUGGCAUCACCAGGAUGCUGACCCCGGCUUUGGAUCUUCCCAGGCAAAGGAGAUGCUUGAUCACCUGGAAAGUGUACUAGCAAAUGAACCAGUUGCAGUCAAGAGUGGACAGUUCAUCGUCGAAGUAAAACCUCAGGGUGUCAGCAAAGGUCUUGUAGCUGAGAAGAUACUCACAUUGAUGAAGGAGAAAGGGCGGCAGGCAGAUUUUGUUUUAUGCAUUGGUGAUGACAGGUCAGAUGAGGAUAUGUUUGAAAAUAUUGCUGAUGUCAUGAAGAGAAACAUUGUUGCUCCGAAAACACCACUGUUUGCAUGUACAGUGGGGCAGAAACCAAGCAAAGCCAGGUUCUAUCUGGAUGAUACAUUCGAAGUAGUCAACAUGCUGAGCUCACUAGCAGAUGCUUCAGAUCCUGACCCUAUAAUAGAGUUAGAAGAUGACUUGGCUACAUCUGUCUCAUCGAUAGAUAUCAGUGAUGAACCACCAAAGCUUGGUAAUAGAAGAGAUGAAGGAUCUUAGGCUCUUGAGCUCGAACUUCAAAAACCUACAUGUUAUGAUGAUUGGCUCGCACAAGUUUUUCUGUUGGUUGAAUCUGAAGUCGUGGAACAGAGAAUGAAGACUGGCAGCAGAGCUAAAGAUGUAUUACAUGACAUGUCAACAAGCUAACUGAUUCAUUAUAUAGAUGAUAGCCUUUUUCUCCAGGUGGACAAGAGUCUACCUGCAUUCCUAAUUCUGCAGUCUGGAGAGGGAUUUAAGAGUGCUAGUUUCAAAUAGCCUCGUUCUGCACUUGGUUUGGGCAUCACAAUCAGUUGGUGCCGAGGAGAUUCAUCUGUCCAUAGCUGACACCUUAUGUUCUUGCAAGUUUCAGCGCUUCUUUUUUCCCUGCAUUAUCAUCUUCAUUGGAAUCUGAAAUGUAAUAUCCGCAUUGUUGCUGAAAUGUAAUCCACGUUAGUAAGGGAGCAAGGCUGAUGAAAUCCAUUGGUUGGAGCCUGUGGAAGGACACAUGUCACUACAUGUGGUUCGGUGUUUGCUGACUUUGUUAACAGCUAGAUUGCCUAGUCAGGAAAAACACGUGAUUUGCUCGUUUUGAAUUGUAAUAGUGGGGCAAUGUGAGGGAUGUUGCUUGAUUCCUCAUUUGAUGACCUAAUAUAUAUAUUUAUAUAUAUAUCAUCAUUAUUUA